GAUAGAAAUGAAAAGAAGGAUUUCAGGCUGGUGAACCGACUGAGGAUCUGUCUGACGCUGGCCUUCGCGAGUGCCCACAAGGCAGGGAAGGGGCCUCCGGUGGUGGCCUUGACGCCCCUCACCAGUUGCCGGUCCGCCACGGUCCGGUCCGGCAAAAGGCUGUACACUUGGCUCCUCAGCACGAUAGGAGGCAGCGCAUCCUCGAACAGACCUCUCGGGAACAACUGCACUAGCUCCUCGACCGCCGCGCGCGCAGACCCUGAUUGGGGAGACAGGGACAUUGAGACAGAAUUAAGCGGGGGUGAGGGACAACUAUGGGGGUGCGGGUCUCCCCCAAACACCUGGCUAGUGGAAGUGAGGUCCCUCCCAGUUAGGGUCUACAGCCCUGCACCGGGGCUGCCACGCCUACCUGAUUCACCCCUCAAAGGAUCCGCUUCUACAGGCCCUCGCUCCCGCCGCUUCUUCAAUGCAAAAGUCUCCGGGGCCAAGAGGCGUCUCUUCCGGCUCAUAUCCCCGGACUUUAAGGAGAGGCGGAUACCAGCACCACUUCCGCCGGGCAGCUGCCCUAUGCCUGCCGCUGAUUGGCUCUGGCCGAGAGCGCUCAUGUCCCGGAACACUUGGAUGGCGCUAAGCCGCACCGGUGGCCACGUUGGGCUCGAUUUACUGGUGUAAAUCUCACUGCUACCCACACCCGCUCCACCCCCUCCAGAGGAUUUGUCUGGCACCGUAGCGGGAUCGUUGCAUCAUUGGAAGCAAAGGAAAAAAAAAAAACAAUUUUGCAUUGCUCUUCUUCUGAUAUGCCCCCCUGACGUCAUAGCCUUGCGGAAGACAAGGUUGGGGACUCUAAGGACUUUAUGGAGCCCAGAGGGACCAAGAGAAGAGCAGAAAAGUUAGAGGUAGCUGAACCUCGGAACAAACUUGCCUAUUCUGCAUCCUCACUACCCACAGAGCCUGCACUCUACUCUGGACCCUUUCCUUUCUACCGGCGCCCUUCUGAAUUAGGCUGCUUCUCUCUGGAUGCACAACGCCAAUACCAUGGAGAUGCCCGAGCCCUCCGCUACUACAGCCCACCCCCCACCAAUGGUCCAGGCCCUGAAUUUGACCUGAGAGAUGGAUACCCUGAUCGAUACCUGCCCAGGGAUGAGGAGGUCCGAGAGGGGCUGGACCACUUGCUACGCUGGCUCCUGGAACACCGAGGCCAGCUGGAGGGAGGUCCAGGCUGGCUGGCAGGGGCCAUAGUGACAUGGCGGGGACACUUGACAAAGUUGCUGACAACACCAUAUGAGCGGCAAGAAGGCUGGCAGUUGGCAGCCUCCAGGUUCCAGGGGACACUGUACCUGAGUGAAGUGGAGACCCCAGCUGCUCGAGCUCAGAGGCUUGCUCGGCCACCCCUUCUCCGGGAGCUUAUGUACAUGGGGUACAAGUUUGAGCAGUAUAUGUGUGCAGACAAACCCGGAGGCUCCCCAGACCCCUCUGGGGAAGUUAACACCAACGUCGCCUUCUGCUCUGUGCUACGCAGCCGCCUGGGAAACCACCCUCUGCUCUUUUCCGGGGAGGUAGACUGCACAGACCCCCAGGCCCCAUCUACACAGCCUCCCACCUGUUAUGUGGAGCUCAAGACCUCCAAGGAGAUGUACAGCCCUGGACAGUGGAGGAGCUUCUACAGACACAAGCUUCUGAAAUGGUGGGCUCAGUCAUUCCUCCCAGGAGUCCCAAAAGUUGUUGCUGGCUUCCGUAACCCAGAGGGUUUCGUCUGUUCUCUCAAGACCUUUCCUACCAUGGAGAUGUUUGAACACGUCAGGAAUGACCGUGAUGGCUGGAAUCCCUCUGUGUGCAUGAACUUCUGUGCUGCCUUCCUUAGCUUUGCCCAGAGCACAGUUGUCCAGGAUGACUCCAGGCUUGUCUACCUCUUCUCCUGGGAGCCUGGUGGCCCAGUCACAGUGUCUAUACAUCGAGAUGCACCCUAUGCCUUCCUGCCUAUGUGGUACGUGGAAGCUAUGACACAGGACCUCCCAUCAGUUCCCAAGACACCCUCCCCAACAGAGUGAGGCUUCAAGGGGCCAAUUCGUCUGCAGAGAUAAUAAAGGUUUUCUAAGUGGC
Molecule: messenger RNA, 2100 nt
Organism: Marmota monax (woodchuck)
Lineage: Eukaryota; Metazoa; Chordata; Mammalia; Rodentia; Sciuridae
Gene: Dxo
Product: decapping exoribonuclease
Exons: 9
Coding region: 855-2048 (397 amino acids)
Biological process (GO): nuclear-transcribed mRNA catabolic process; NAD-cap decapping
Cellular component (GO): cytosol; nucleus
Molecular function (GO): mRNA 5'-diphosphatase activity
Source: RefSeq, a predicted model, not a curated record